AUGUGUAAUGAUUAUUUAUUCAAAAGAGAACAAGCAAGAUUAGCUGCUAAUUCAACAAUGUUUAUCAGUGCUUCAUCUAUUGCUACACCUGGUGAAUUACAAGCUUAUCGUAAAGCAUAUUCUAAAUUUGGAGAAGUUCCAGGAAUGAGGUUUGCAUGUAAUAAAUUUCUUUUUAGAGAAAUUACUAUUAAAAAUAAUCAAACAAAUAAAUUAUAUGGAGAAGGUGAUACUAUACAACGAAUUAAAUUAGCUCGUAUACUUGAAAUAAUUGCUGAAAAAGGUGAUGAUGCUUUUUAUACAGGUGAAUUAGCUGAUCUUAUUGUUAAAGACAUUCACGAUAAAGUAUUUGGUACUGAAACAGAUAUUAUUUAUAAUAAUCAAAUAAAUGAUUUUUCUACACUGAAUACAGCAAAUUUUUUUGGUGUUCCUGCUUGUCUAGCUAAUUAUAUUACACCUGGUAAACGACUAAGUUCAUCAAUAGUACCUUUAAUUAUGUUUGAUCAAAAUAAUCCACAUGUAUUACAAGUUUUAAAUGCUAAUGGUGGAACGAAAAUAACGACAACUACUGCUCAAGUAGUUAUGCUUAAUUUAUGGUUUAGAAAAGAUAUUAGACAAGCAAUUAAUACGCCAAGAUUACAUUCACAAUUAUUACCAGAAGAAGUUUUAGCUGAAUGUGGUUUUAAUCAAACAAUUCUAGAACAACUGAGAAAACUUGGUCAUAAUAUUCAAUGUGAUGUGUAUAGAAGAUCAAUUGUACAAAGUAUCGAAUAG
Molecule: messenger RNA, 771 nt
Organism: Rotaria sordida
Lineage: Eukaryota; Metazoa; Rotifera; Eurotatoria; Philodinida; Philodinidae
Source: the annotation of a GenBank genome assembly